AUGGAGGACGACUAUGCAGCACCGCAUCUUCCAACGGACAUCAUGUACAAGAUACCGGCACACAUCUCUGAUCCAGCCUCCCUUGCCCGCCUCGCUUCAUCCUGCAAGUUCUGGCGCGAUCUCAUCAAGGACCCGACCUUCCUUGACCGCCUUAGGAGGCAGCACCGCGACCACGCCUUCACCCCAUCCCUCCUUCUCGGCUUCUUCCUCCAGGACAAGAAGCAUCAUAUCGACAAAACCCGCUGUUUGGCACCAAGCUUCGUGCCGAUUUCUGAAUUGUCACGAUUUGUUGGCAGCAAAUCUGCUCGCAAUGCUAUCGAGCCACUAUCCCUCGAGACCUUCAUUCCAGGUCUUGGAGCAAGCCUCAACUUCUAUAAGCCAUUUGCAUCCCAGGACAAUUUCCUGGUUCUUUGCCGCCAAUUAAAAGUCGACAAUGGUCAGGACAUGAAGGAUGUGCUAUGUGUCUGCAAUCCUCUCACUGGUGAAACCUUUGAGAUUCCUCACCACAGAUAUGUACCUCCUAACCAUUAUGUCUUGUUUGUCACCAAUGAUGUCGACAGUUAUGGACGCGUGUCCCAGUCCUUUCAACUGACUGCCAUUUUUUGGCUAAAAAAGGCAAAGAGUUUCGUCUGUGUGUGCUACAGCUCGAAGACCGGAACAUGGACAAGGGCCGAAGGAGAACCUGAGCUAAUGCCUGACCUUUACUUGGUGUCAUGCUCAGCCGCUGCUUCUGGUGGUGUCAUCCAUUGGCUCUGUGGUACUUCGGAACAAAUGUCGCUCACCCAUGUUGCCACAUUGCAUAUUGAAAAUAUGGGGCUGUCAUACCUGGAGCUCCCACCCGAAGCAAAGCGCAUCAAGAUACCAGUGCUGGCGAACUCAGCAGAUGGGGGGAUUCUGCUGCUCUUCAUGCAAGGCCUUGAGAUGUCACUCUGGAAACACACCGGUGCGCUUGGCAGUGACAGCAGCAGCAGCUGGGUGCUUUCUGAAAAGAUUGACAUGAGAAGUUCCUUGCCUCAGCGGGUGGCUACGCUGGGUAGCCGGGCAAAGGUCAGGUUGGAGAUGUUUGGAGGCAAGAGUGGGGUGGUGGUGCUCAGGGUUAUUGGAGAAGGCCUCUUUCUGUUCAGCCUCAGUGAUGGGUCGAUGAGGGAGAUUGACAGUGUGACCAAGGAUUACUUUCUCUGCCCAUAUGAAAUUGACUGGCUGUCGUGCCUCGCAAUCACAAACCUCGUCGUCGAUGGCUCGUUGUCGCAGGACGUAGAAAGGAAAAAGGCUCAAGACAGAUGGAGGACAUUAAUGGGAAUGAAUUUGGCGACGAACGGAGCAUCUUAA
Messenger RNA from Triticum turgidum subsp. durum (durum wheat), 1329 nucleotides. Lineage: Eukaryota; Viridiplantae; Streptophyta; Magnoliopsida; Poales; Poaceae. The record is from the annotation of a GenBank genome assembly.